This is a messenger RNA of Musa acuminata AAA Group (dessert banana), 1173 nucleotides long. Its product is annotated as histone H3-like centromeric protein CENH3. The transcript has 8 exons. The coding region runs from base 70 to 570 and encodes 166 amino acids. Gene Ontology annotation, molecular function: protein heterodimerization activity; DNA binding; structural constituent of chromatin. Gene Ontology annotation, cellular component: nucleus; nucleosome. The record is from RefSeq and is a predicted model, not a curated record. Lineage: Eukaryota; Viridiplantae; Streptophyta; Magnoliopsida; Zingiberales; Musaceae.
AUCUCCCGGAUCAACAACAUGCCGCUAACGCCCCUGGUCUAGUCUCUACAAAGACGUGUGUGUAUCUUUAUGCCCCAAAAGCCUGGAGCCAAAACCCCCCGCGACGGUCGCUCUCUUCCUCCGAGGAGUUCCCCCCCUCUCUCUCUCUCUCACACAGUGGCAGUAAUGGGGAGAACGAAGCAACUCCCGAGCAGGUCCCGCAAACGCACGAAGCAGCAUCAGCAGUCGAUGGCGGGAGGGAGUUCACCGGCGACAUCUUCUCGCUCCGCUCGUGGGAAGAGGACGAGCGAAUCAGACGCGCCUCAAGACCCUUACAAAGCAGGGACUCCAAGCCAAUCACGGCGGCGUUACAGGCACAGACCAGGGGUUAUGGCACUCCGUGAGAUCCGGAGGCUUCAGAAGUCAUGGAAGCUGCUUAUUCCUAUGGCUCCCUUUGUCAGACUUGUAAGGGAGAUUACUAAUUUCUAUUCAAAAUAUGUAUCUCGUUGGACCCCUGAAGCUCUGAUCGCAAUUCAGGAGAUUUGUCCAAUUGCUUCAGGCAACAGAAACUUAUAUACAAGGGUUGUUUGAGGAUGCUUAUCUGUGUACUAUUCAUGCUAAACGUGUUACACUCCGCUCUGCUUGAAUGUAAAAUAACCGGAUCCACCCCCACACCCAUUUGAGUGUGCCUGAUCCUGUACAUAGACACCCAAGAGUAUCCCUGAUGAUAAAUAUGUUUACAUAAGAGCAAAAGGAUUUACAGCUAGCAAGGCGGAUCUGUGGCAGAAGACACUGGUGAAAUGAGAAAAACAAGUUCUUCACUUUUUUGGCCACGUAAAAAGAGGACGCUUACAGAAUCAAAUAGAAGGCUCUCAAGAACUAGCGGUUGGCCGCGUUUGCUAUCGAUCGAUGCCAUGAGGCUAAAAGGAAAAACUAGCCUAAGCUGAUUGAUUUCUGACUCCUGAAACUAUUUUGUGGUUUGAGGCGAACUUGUGGAGUUUUGAGUUUGUUUGAGCUGGACGAGGUUUGUGAGUUUGAAUACAUAUAUACAUAGGAACUACACAAAAUUUAAAAAAAGAAAGAAUUAUCUGAGAUAAUCAUUUUUUUUGGGGCCUCUGAAAUGAAUAUAAAGUCGAUUGUAUAUAAUUAUUUUGUUUGAAAAAUAAAAAAGGAUUACGUAUUCUUUGUUUUCGA